Messenger RNA from Ceutorhynchus assimilis (cabbage seed weevil), 3480 nucleotides. Lineage: Eukaryota; Metazoa; Arthropoda; Insecta; Coleoptera; Curculionidae. The record is from the annotation of a GenBank genome assembly.
AGUGAUAUUUCUCUAUUACUUGCUAAGAACUUACGUCCAGCAUACAUUCAACUAGCGGGACCAUCGACACCAUUCGUAAAAUAUUUAGACCAUGAAGAAGAAACUUUUUCUAACACAGAUCAGGGAGAUUAUGUUCAUAUAACACCAUCGAUGUGGUUUGGAAUAAACGAAUGGUUUAAUUUGGCAAGUCUAACUCCAGUUUUUGCCAUUGACGACAGAGAACGGGAAAAAGGCGUAUGGAGUCCUGAAGCUAUUUUGCCACUUUUGGAAAUGUCGGAUAAAUUUGGUGUGAAGUGCUACUGGCAGUUGGGAUAUGGUUCUUGUAAUAAAACUGCAGUUCAAUACGUCGAAGAUCUGAACAUUCUCAGGCAAACUAUAAACGAUUUUCCGGAGCAGACUGAAUCAUGGAAAAUUGCCGGCAGUGAUUUUAGCAGUUGUGAUUCAAAUAAUAUAGAGAGCCAUUCUUUUGACGGUUAUAUACGCGAUUUAGAUGAGAACUUAAAUGCUAUUAUGUGGAAAGGACAAACAAUUUCAAAAGGUGAGUUAGGCUUAACUAAAGCAUCCUUAUGGACAAGCAUCCCUAAAGAAUAUUCGCCGGUUACAUUCUCCACAGUACUGCAAUAUGCCAUUAAAGUUGGAGAAGCAGCGAUGUUGGAAUAUGAUGUGAUUUUUAGAGAACCUCGACUACUUGAGCUCACUCACGUAACCCCUGUUUACUGGUUUUCGUAUUUUUACAAAAAACUCAUGGGCCUUAAUGUGCUUGAAAUCAAAUCAACAAAUCAGAAUUCGAUUUUGCACACAUUCACUCAUUGCACUAAACGGCAAAACAAUUUAAUACAGAACGGUGCUAUCACAGUAAUGGCGGUGAAUAACGGAUCCGAAACGAAUACAGCAAAUAUUAGAUUAGGAAAUUUUUUGUUGGAAAAAUCUAUGGAAAUACAAUCGUAUUUUUUGACUGCAUCUAAUAUAACCAACAGUGAUGUGUUUUUGAACGAUAUAAAAUUGACAAUGUCUAUGCUACAAAAACCUGAAACGUUACUUACACCAGAGCUCCGCAGGACCAAAAUUAGACCUCAUAUUGUGCUACAGGUCCCUCCACAGACUAUAGCGUUUUUUGUUUUGACUGGUGCUACAUAUUCGUUGUGUAUGGACAAUGAAGAGGAUCUUACAGAUAUAUUGAAGGAUAUUAAUGAAGAUUCCAAAGCAACAUUGUCACAUGAACAUCCGACCAAUAUCGAAAACAGGCGACCAAUCGAUAUGAAAAGCAGAAACAACAUUUUUAAUACAGAAAAAUUAACUUUGCAAAGCAUAAAAGGAAAUAUAUUGAAAGAAAUGGAACAGGACAAAUUUUACUACAACAAAAUUUUAGGAAAACCUCACCCUAAUACCAAAAUGUUGUCAAAAACUAAUACCAACGAAGACAAUAAACGAGAAAUACUUCACAAACAUCUUAGAGCUUUUAUUGAAAAAUCUAAGCCAGACAUAAGUAACAAAAGCCAAUUUCCUAACAAUCGACCCUCAGUUAAUAAUCUGCACCUCACAAUUAAGGAAAUUGAAGAUAUUCUUAAAAGAAGAGCUAGAGAAAAAGCUGCUGCUAAAAAUAUAAAGCUGACAAGCUCGGAAUUAGAUCUGCUAGUAGACAAGGCUACUUUGAAAAUACCCAAGCACUUUGUGUUCAAAAGAGCCAUAAAUAAAAUACUUUUAGAAGAGAAGGCAAAUUUCCACAAAAGUAAUUCGUUUACUCAAGAAAUGUACGAAGAAAUUGCCAAAGAAAUGAAAAUUUAUCCUAAACAUAAAAAAUACCGAAGAUCACAAAACAAUCGUUUAUCAAAAAGAAGCAUCAACACACAAUUAUUAAACUUAAAAGCUCUCGCAGAGGAAAAUAAAAAAUUCUCAAAGAAAUAUAAUGGCAAAAUAAAUAAAAGUUAUUUGAAAACCAAACGAGAUAUAAAUUUGGAUUUACUUAAAAAACGUACACAAUCUCAGUUUGAUAAAAGCAAAGUAAUUGUACAGCCAAAUUUCAAUCGUCCAAAAUCUCACAUUUGGACCGCAGGACACGAAAAUGAACCUACAAGCUUAGAUGAUGAAUCCAGCCAUGACCUUUUUGAUGAUAUUAUGCGAUUCGAAGAAAAAACCUUCAAAGACAUUGAAGAAGGUAGAAACCCAUUAGCUGAACUUGAUGCCUAUGAUAAACUAUUCAAAAAAUCCAACAAUCGACAUUCAAGUUUAUUUGAAAACCGUUUUUAUAACCCGUUUCAUUUAGACCAAUCAAAUACGCAGCCUAAAACAGGAAGCAACCUAGAAAAGUUCAAUCCUAUGAAAUAUUUACAGAGUUUGCAGUCACGGUCUGAAGAAUUCGGUCAAUUUGUUCAUCAUAAUCAAAAACAAACUCCUAAAUUUGAUGAUAAAUUAGGACAUUUAUUUGCAAAAUCCAAAUAUGGCCAGAAUGAUAAGGAUUUGAGGGAGUGGUCUGCACUGAAAUCUGUUCUUAAUGGAAGAAACGAGCAGCCGGAGUCGCUUUAUGGCGGUUUUGAUGAUUUUAACUUCUCCGGAGAUUUGGAUUAUGGUUUCUAUCGGAAAAAAAGGAAUAUAAAAACCAUUAGUGAAGCAAAAAUGAGAUCAUUGAAAGUAAAUAUCAAGAAUGAAAUCAGAAAGUUGAAGAUGCAACUUAAAGAUGAAAAGUUGAAAUAUUUAAAACAAAAGGUUUCUAAAGGUAUUCAUCAGAAACAUUCUAAAACCAAUGUUCAGAAAAUCCCAAAAUAUGAUCUGAUAGAUUUAGUUGCAAAUCCUGAUACGAAAAAUUUAACCCUAGAACAAAUCUUGGCAAAAGCUGACAGUAGAGAGAACAUAAUAGAACAUGGAAUUCAAAAAAGAUCAAUAAUGAAAAACGAAUUCGAUAAUAUUUUUGGACAAUACACGCCAUUGACUUCUGGCUUGAAGUCUUGGAAACCGGCGGACAUAUUGAAUUUAAAUAAAAACUACUUCACGACUUUGCCAAUUUAUAGUUGGGUUCAAGACCAAAAUCUUCGUCUGAAAUACGAGAUUAAUAAAAAUAAACUUCUCAGUCAACUUGGAUUAAGAAAAAAACGUCACAUCGAUAUUGACGAUAAUAAUAAAUUUGAUUUUGAACAAAAUGAAAUUGUGGAUAAAGAACUUUUAAAAGAGGAUAGAGAAAAUGAUGAUAAAGACCAAUGGGUAAAAGGUAAGCAUAUCGUAAAUGUUGCUCAAGUCAAAACGAAACCAAAUUCAGAACCAACUACCUAUAGUGAGAACGAUCAUAUUCAAUUAAUUCCAAAUAUACCGACUCCUGAGAAGCUGACAUAUUUGGAAAAAAUCAUGGGAAGGCAAAAUGCUAGGCCAGUCGAAAAUUUUUUCAGUGACAUUAAAGAUAAAUUUAACACUAUGAAUAAAAAGGUUAAAGGUUUUUUUGGAAAUUUGUUUCAGGGCUAAUUUGUUGUAAUUAGUUAAAAUAAAUGUUAA